UUGGAAAGCUAAUUCCAACCGUCUGAAGGAAGCCCAGACCAUCACAUUCUCUGCCACUAUCUACUGAUCUACGGUUUUCACACACUUUAAACGGUUAGCAUACUCUCUGAAUCGAGGCCAUAUAAUUCACAAGUUAUCCAUGAAGCCACUGUUGGAUAAUGAUGAUGAAGAAGAAGAGUUGGGAGCUUAUCAAAAGAAACUCAGAGAGAAAGCCAACCGUAGCAUCCAGCAGCUCAGCAGUGCACUCGCAGAGCCAGGCUCAGAUGUAGAGGGCAUGGAACCAAGUCGUGCUGGAGACACGGACGGCACGGAUGGAGAGGACUCGUGGAACCAAAGGCAACAGAGUGAAGCUGUCAAUCAGCUGCGAUCACUCCUGCAGAAGCAACAGAAAGAAACACUUCCCUUCACUUGGCCUUCAAAGAGAAAAUCUUCACCAAAGACACAUUCAGCGGACGUGACAUCCAGCAUGCCGGCAGUUCAAGACCUAGUCCCAAUAAUCCACAACCAGACAGAGUACAUUCAGCAUCUGGAGGCAGAGGUCAAGUUUUGUAAGGAGGAGCUCCUGGGGAUGAAACAGAGGAUAAGGGUGGUGGUGGUGGAAAAUGAGAAACUACAUGGAGAGAUCAAGUCCAAAAUGGGGCACGAUACCCUAAAAGACUACACUCUCUUAAAUGACUCGGUAAAUGAGCCUAGAGCAGACACUGCUCACAUUCCUACCUCCAAACCAGCUCACAAAAUCUUUAAACAAGCAGAGGAACACAAGUGGAAGAAAGAACUGGAGCAGCUUAAAGCCCUGUAUCUAGCCCAGACUGAGACCCUGGAGGCUCAGGUAGCGUCACUGAAGAAGGACUUGGCUGGCAGUCAGAGGGAGUGCGAGGAGGUCAAAGAUCGUCUGAGACACAAGGAGGCGUUGGCGGCGGCGGGCAGCGCCAAGCAGUGUGUAGGAGGCCUCUGUCUGAAGUGUGCCCAGCAUGAGGCCGUGCUGGCCGAGACCCACUCCAACAUGCACGUCCAGGCCGUCGAGAGAGUCACCAAAGAGCGCGAUGAGCUGAUGAGUGCACUGUGCUCACUGAGGGCCAGUCAGAACGAAGCCCAGCAGAAGGAGUGGGCCUCCUACCAGCAGGUGAAGCAGGCCGUAGAGAUGGCCGAGGAGGCCAACCUCGAGAAGACCAGGGCGGUGGUUCAGUGUGAGGCCUUCUCCAGGGAGAUGGCCCGGCAGAGAGAAUGGCUGGAGAGGGAGAUAGAAGCGGAGCGGGAGAAAAUAGCCGAGGCCAGAGAGGCAGCACGCAACGAGGCCCGCAAGGAGAAGGAGGAACUGGCCCAAAUGGUGUCCAGCCUGUCCCAGCGGGUAGCAGACCAGGAAGGUCAACUGGACCGGGCCGACAGAGACCGGGCCUCCCUGACCACCCAGCUGGACGAAACCCUACGCAAACUGGCAUCUCAGGAGCAGGACAGCAGCAAGGUGUGCGGGGAUCUGCGCUAUCAGCUCAGCCAGGCUCAGCUGAGGAGACAGGAGGCAGAGAGGGAGCUCCGGGAAUCCAACUCCAGGAUUUCGCGGCAGCUCGUGGCGGCCGAACAGGAAGCGGAGAAGCUGGGGGUGGAGCUUAACGGCUGCCGACAGCGUUUGGAUCAGGCCCAGAGGGACGCGAGCCGACUCCAGGAGGAGGCUCUGACUCUGACCGAGCGGCUGGGCCAGGCCGAGCACCAACUGCACCUCACCAGGCAGGAGAAGGAGAAUGCAGAGCGUUGCCGGAGCGAGGACGUGGACGCUCUGACCUUCGCCGCGCAGCAGCACCAGCUAGAGCUGACCCAGAGGCUCCGGCAAACAGAGGAGCAGCAUGAGCUGAGCGUGGCUGAGCUGGAGGGCUUGCUCAGCUCCCAGAAUGCACUGAUAGGAAAGCUGACCGAGGAGUGUCGCAGUCUGGGGGCCAAACUGGAGAUGCUGACUGAGACCAGCAGGAGUGAGGUGGAGCAGCUGUCCCUGGAGAAGGAGCAUCUCGAAGAGCGUGUGGAGAAGCUGGGAGCGCGCUGUACAGAGAUGGAGGAGCAAUGUGUUCAGCAUGGCAGGAUGCAUCAACGCAUGAAGAACAGACUGCAGCAGUUGGACCGGCACAGUCAGUCCAGUGCCCAGCAGGUGAUGGAGCUGCUUGCCAGACAGAACCAGUUGAUGCAGGAGCGCCACCUACUCACUGAGGAGAUGCAGAACCUACGCAUACAGGUACAUUCACAACCAUGUAUGUCAUUAUUACAUACAGGUACAUUCACAACCAUGUAUGUCAUUAUUACAUACAGGUACAUUCACAACCAUGUAUGUCAUUAAUGCAUACAGGUACAUUCACAACCAUGUAUGUCAUUAAUACAUACAGGUACAUUCACAACCAUGUAUGUCAUUAUUACAUACAGGUACAUUCACAACCAUGUAUGUCAUUAUUACAUACAGGUACAUUCACAACCAUGUAUGUCAUUAAUACAUACAGGUACAUUCACAACCAUGUAUGUCAUUAUUACAUACAGGUACAUUCACAACCAUGUAUGUCAUUAUUACAUACAGGUACAUUCACAACCAUGUAUGUAAUUAUUGCAUACAGGUACAUUCACAACCAUGUAUGUCAUUAUUACAUACAGGUACAAUCACAACCAUGUAUGUCAUUAAUGCAUACAGGUACAUUCACAACCAUGUAUGUCAUUAUUGCAUACAGGUACAUUCACAACCACGUAUGUCAUUAAUACAUACAGGUACAUUCAAAACCAUGUAUGUCAUUAGUACAUACAGGUACAUUCACAACCAUGUAUGUCAUUAAUGCAUACAGGUACAUUCACAACCAUGUAUGUCAUUAAUGCAUACAGGUACAUUCACAACCAUGUAUGUCAUUGCAUACAGUACAGAGAUAAUGAUGGUCUUCUGUGUACCCUACAAUCUACCAUGUCACAACACAACCGAUUGCCUCAAACACAUGAAGGAAAGACAUUCCACAAAUUAACUUUUAAUAUGGCACACCUAUUAAUUUAAAUGCAUUCCAGGUGAAAUGAAGCUAGUUGAGUGAGAGAAUGCCAAGAGUGUGCAAAGCAGUCAUCAAUGCAAAGGGUGGAUACUUUGAAGAAUUUGAAAAAUAAAUGUAAUUUGAUUUGCUAAACACUUUUUUGGUUACUAUGUGAUUCCAUCAUUUUGAAGACUUCACUAUAAUUCUAAACAAAAGAAAUACCCUGGAAUGAAGAGGUGUCCUAAUUUUUGACUGGCACUGUCUACUGUGCAUCUCUAAAUAGACACUCAGUCACAUUUAGUCCCUUUGCUCACCCCUGCACCCCAGUCAGAGAGACCGCGUGGCAUUAAGCCUCAGAGAGACAGGGAAACAGAGUGAGAGACACAGAGAGAAGAAAAACAGCUGGUAGCAAGGGCCGCACAUCCCGCCAGACUAGGCGCUCCACAGAUGCUCUUCCAGAUUGCUGCUAAAGGCGUGUCACAGACAGAGAGGGAGAGACGCGGAGGCUGACAUUCUUAAGAGCUUACGGAGAAAGCGGAGAGCCCUGCCGAGUGCCUCUGCUCUCAGCUGCUCUAAUGCUGCCGUGCUGUUGUUUUUAUCGGGACAAAUGGCAGCGUUAGCACUUCUGGAUUUCCCUUGGAGCAUUACUCUAACAACCAACAAAUGUGCUGCUCAAAAGACCGGCACAUACUCCAGACUACAUGGCUAUUGGAAUUCAAAUGCAACUCAAGUCUGACUUAUUUGAGGAAUCCACAUUAAGCUGACUCUAGUAAUGUGUAGAUUAUAUGUCCUGGUUGAGUUUAGUAAUGUGUAUAUUAUAUUUCCAGAUUGAGUCUAGAUAUGUGUAGAUUAUAUUUCCAGGUUGAGUCUAGUAAUGUGUAGAUUAUAUUUCCAGGUUGAGUCUAGUAAUGUGUAGAUUAUAUUUCCAGGUUGAGUCUAGUAAUGUGUAGAUUAUAUUUCCAGGUUGAGUCUAGUAAUGUGUAGAUUAUAUUUCCAGGUGGGUUUCUCAUCUCUCUUCUCUAUUU
Esox lucius (northern pike) is the source of this 4006-nucleotide messenger RNA. RefSeq names its product SHH signaling and ciliogenesis regulator sdccag8 (gene sdccag8). Gene Ontology annotation, biological process: neuron migration; tube formation; centrosome cycle. The coding region runs from base 140 to 2320 and encodes 726 amino acids. The record is from RefSeq and is a predicted model, not a curated record. Lineage: Eukaryota; Metazoa; Chordata; Actinopteri; Esociformes; Esocidae. The transcript is spliced from 18 exons. Gene Ontology annotation, cellular component: centrosome; centriole.